Rhodamnia argentea is the source of this 1541-nucleotide messenger RNA. RefSeq names its product transcription activator GLK2. Lineage: Eukaryota; Viridiplantae; Streptophyta; Magnoliopsida; Myrtales; Myrtaceae. The record is from RefSeq and is a predicted model, not a curated record. Gene Ontology annotation, cellular component: nucleus. Gene Ontology annotation, biological process: positive regulation of DNA-templated transcription. Gene Ontology annotation, molecular function: DNA-binding transcription factor activity; transcription cis-regulatory region binding.
CAUGCACACUUGAGGAAGAUACAGUCUUUCUCAGCCGAGGUAGUGUGAUUUCCUCUUUUUGCCCCGGAUUUUGGGAAUGCUUGCCGUGUCCCCUCUGAGGGAAGAGAGGGGCGAUGAGGCCCGCCGAGGAGAGAGCUGCCGCUUCUCCAUUGGCGGCGGUGGUGACGACGAGAUGUUCCUCGACUUCUCUGACGCGGACGACUUGCUCGACAGCAUCGACUUCGACGACAUCUUCGCCGGCGACGUCGCCUUGCCAGAUUUGGACACGGACGCAGCCGAGGCGGAGUUCUCUACGAGUUUCGAGGAUCGGACUGAGGUGAAUCCGAACAUGACCCGGAUGGAGUUUCGAAGGAAUUAUUGGAGGCGGAAGAGAGCUCGACGGGCGCGGGGGGCGGUGAGCUCGAGUGGCGAGGAAGGGAGUGAGAGGAAGAGAGAAGGGUCGAGAGGCGGGAAGAGGAAAGAGGAAGGGGAUAGAGGAAGAAGACGUUCUGCUGCUCAAGGUAAAACUAAUCCUCAACCUCAAGGGAAGAGAAAAGUCAAGUUGGACUGGACACCAGAUCUGCAUAAGAGGUUCGUGCAAGCAGUGGAACAAUUAGGGGUGGACAAGGCAGUUCCUUCCCGGAUUUUGGAGCUCAUGGGCGUCGAUUCUCUCACUCGCCACAACAUUGCAAGCCACCUUCAAAAAUACCGUUCGCAAAGGAGGCACUUGCUGUCUCUAGAAGCGGAUGCGACGAGCUGGAGCAAGAGGCGCCAGAUCUAUGGCGGGGCCGCCACGGCUGCCGGCGGAAGCAAGAGGGUCAUGACGCCUUGGUCAGCGCCCACCAUGGGGUUUCCCCCCAUGGCACCCUCUGUGCACCAUUUCGGGCCUUGGCACGUGUGGGGUCACCCGGCCCCGGCCACAAGCCCGUCCCUAAAGCAUGGCACAUGGCCGAAGCAUCCGUUUCAUUCACAACCACCGCAUGUUUAUCCUCCGCUGCCAACAUGGGCGUCGGCAUCGCCGCCUCCGCUGCAUCAUCCUCCUCCACCACCGACGCCCCUGCCGCCUCCGGACCCUUCCUAUUGGCACCAGCAAGGAUUCGGUUUUGCACUGGUUCCGGGUAUACUGCAUCAUCAUCAAGCCGUGUACAAAGUAGACAAUAGCAUCGGUCUCCCGGCUCCGGCGGGGCAAUUGGGCUCCUCCCAACCUUCGUUCGAUUGUCACCAAUGGAGGGAGAGCGUCGAUGCAGCCAUCGGAGAGGUCCUAUCGAAGCCGUGGCAGCCACUUCCUCUCGGCCUAAAGCCUCCAUCUCUAGACGGAGUGUUGGGGGAGCUUCAACGCCAAGGCAUUCCCAGCAUUCCUCCCACUCCCUCCACAUAGAUUGACCUCUCGGCGGCGACGACGAUUGCGGCGAUCCUAGGCCAUCGAGAGGAGAAAAUCCUAAUUCGACGACAUUUCCGGCUCUGAUAGAUGUGUACAUAAACUCGAUCGUGGAUGAGUUUUGUCCCUUAUUGCUGUUGGCUUUCUAAUUUGUCUCAAUAAAACAAUGGGAUGCUUUUACUUG